Messenger RNA from Chondrus crispus (carragheen), 240 nucleotides. RefSeq lists its product as hypothetical. Gene Ontology annotation, molecular function: protein tag activity; ubiquitin protein ligase binding. Gene Ontology annotation, biological process: protein neddylation; regulation of proteolysis; modification-dependent protein catabolic process. NCBI's taxonomy places the organism in Eukaryota, Rhodophyta, Florideophyceae, Gigartinales, Gigartinaceae. The transcript has a single exon. The record is from RefSeq and is a predicted model, not a curated record. The coding region runs from base 1 to 240 and encodes 79 amino acids. Gene Ontology annotation, cellular component: nucleus; cytoplasm.
AUGCUCGUCAAAGUCAAGCUUCUCACCGGCACGCAAACGGAGAUCGACAUCGACCCGACCGACACCAUCUGGCGCAUCAAGCAGCGCGUCGAGGAGAAGGCGGGCAUCGACCCCAAGCAGCAGCGUCUGAUCUUCGGCGGCCGUCAGCUCGCAGACGACAGGCCCGCCAACGACUACAACAUCGAGGGUGGAAGCGUGCUUCAUCUCGUCAUCGCCCUUCGCGGCGGAUCCGUCUCCUAG